Messenger RNA from Adineta steineri, 870 nucleotides. NCBI's taxonomy places the organism in Eukaryota, Metazoa, Rotifera, Eurotatoria, Adinetida, Adinetidae. The record is from the annotation of a GenBank genome assembly.
AUGAAUCUGAAGGAUGCUUGUCCUAAUGAUUUGAAACUUGUUAAUAUUGACAAUCUUAAGCCUAUUGCCAAUAUCGAAGCUUCAAAACUUUAUUCCUGUGGUUCAACAACAGGACGUACUUGUAAUUGUCGAGACAAAUGUGCAAUAAAAACAUGUCCAUGUAAAAAAGAGAAUGUUUUCUAUUCUACCAAAUGUCAUUCAAACAGAGGUGCAUGCUUAAACAUAGAUUAAAUAAAAUUAGAACUAAGUUAUGUUUGUUAAAAAGUACAGUAAAACAAAAAAAACUAUUCACACUUACGAUUAGACUAAUUAUCUUUCUUCGCGUUCUUUUAACUAUAAAAAAAUAUUUGACCCGAAAACUCAAAUCGACUGAAAAUAAAACCUCUACGAGAUAAAAUUGAUAGGACGAAUAUUAAAUGUAAAAAGUUCCUUCGCCAAAAUAUAUGAUGAAGAAGUUAAAAAGACAAAUUUUUCAAAAUACACAGUAUUAGUUAUAUUAAUAGAUACAUUAGUAAGGUAUUCUAUUUAAAACGUGGUAUUUUAGUAAUAAGAAUUCAACAUAAGUGAAGUACAAUGCAAAAAUACAUCUACAAUACUAUAAUCAAUUAUAUUAUACUUUAUAGUAUUAUACAGAGUAACAUUUUCUUCUACAUUAUUUUUCUUAUAUUUUUAAGUUUUCUUUUUCAUAUUUUCUCCCAACACCGCAUUCUAUCGAUCCCUAAUGUUUUUACACUUAAACGCGCUCUUCAACUUUUGAUGGCUCCAUUACAAAUUAUUUUAAGCAUCAUCAAUCAUAUCAAUAAAAGUUCAAUGUUUAUCAUUUUUUUUAUAUCUCUCGCAUAUAUAUAUAUAUAUUAUAUAUGUAUAUAU